Molecule: messenger RNA, 612 nt
Organism: Drosophila nasuta
Lineage: Eukaryota; Metazoa; Arthropoda; Insecta; Diptera; Drosophilidae
Exons: 3
Coding region: 1-612 (203 amino acids)
Source: RefSeq, a predicted model, not a curated record
AUGUCGCUAAAAAUAUUUUUAAUUUUAAGUCUUUGGAUCUGCUGGCAAGGGAGAUGCUCAACUAAAACAGUUUAUAAAUUCACAUAUGCGGAGUGCUGUACCUACACAAAUAUCGCUACAAACGUUACUUGUUUGAUUAAGGCCAUUAAUUGGAGUAAAGCCAUUGCUAAAAUAGAUAUGUAUCUGAUUCGACCUUUGAAAAAUAUAUCUAUUCAUUUUAAGCUCUUCAAAAAGGAUUACGCGAAUCAAUAUAAACCAUUUUUAAUAGAUGUUCGAUUUAAUCUGUGUGAUAUAAUUUCAAAACGAAAUUAUUUAGUUUAUGGCACAAUAGUUUGGAAAACAAUGCAACGGUUCACAAAUGUGAAUCACUCUUGUCCAUUAAUAGGUCAUCUAUAUGCAAGAAACAUGUACCUUGACGAUAUCUACUUACCAAGUUUUCCCUUGGGCUUUUAUAAAAUACUAUUUAACGUUAAUGAUGUCAAUCGCGAUCAGAUUGAGGAUCAUGGCUCGAUUGCUCUUUUCUUUGAAGCUAUGGAAGAACGUCGAUCGAAAACAAAGAAAGGCCAAAUAUCAAAUAUUUAUUACAUGUUAAGUGAAGAGCAGAAAUUUUAA